GACAGCAGAGCCAAAGGUACAGCAGCACAGUGCGUCGAGCGGAGAGAUGGAAGGAGAGCUGGCCGCCAGUGAGCGCGUACAAACCGGAGAGGAGAAGAUCAGAUGAAGAGGGAAUAAAAAAGAAAAAGAAAAACAUGUUUAAUCCUAAAUAAACAACAUCUUCAAAACCAAAACCAGGAUCCCCUCAGAGACACCAGCGUCAUGAAACCAGUCCUGCAUUGAGCCUCUCCUCUGUGGGUUGGCAUGGCCCAGUGAUGAACGGAGCGGUGGUGCCCGGUAGCCCGGAGCUCUCCUCCUCGUGCCCGCUGCCAGACUGGCGAGAGUUCUGUGAGCUCCAUGCUCGAGCCUCCGCUGCAGACUUCGCUGACAAGUUCCAGCGCUUCCUGUUGGAGAACCCGUGCUACGACUCGCCCGGCGCCGAUGUCAGCUUCUCACAACACUUCGCCCACCACUUCCUGGCGUGCUUCUCUGCAGCGCUGACCCAGGCCCGGGAGAGCCAGGCGUCCUCGCCGGGGGAGGACGGCUCCAGCGCAGCACCUAAGUACAGCAUUGUUCCUUUCCUGGGAAUCCAGGGCUGCCCGCUGUCCUACGGCCACGACUUUUACCAGAGACGAAAGGACGCCGGGGCUUCAAGUGAAUCCCUCGACAGCAUGGACAGCGGAGGGGGCGGGAUAGAUGGGGGAGGCAGUGGCACCCGAGGCCCCCAGCCAACCCACAAGGUGUCUGCUCUGGGACAGUCCCGCAGCUCAGAGGACGUGUCAGUCAAUCACCCAAAGGCUCGCUUCAAGAAGGGCUUCUCCCUGAGGAACAUGAGCCUCUGUGUGGUGGACGGGGUGAAGGAGAUGUGGCACAGACGGGCCUCCCCUGAACCCGAAGGUCCCUCUGGAGCCAGGAAGGCUAACGGGGGAGGGAAGUGGUCCCAAAAGCUACGGCUUCCCAGGGGCUCCCAGGGCCACAAGGCUGAGAUGCUGGAGAUCCAGAGGGAGGGAGCGCUGAGAUACAUGGUGGCUGAUGACACAAACUGUAUGGGUGCCGCACAGUGGCAGAAGUGCCGCCUGCUGCUGAGGAAGACGAAGAGGGAGGAGGGAGGCGAGAAGUUCCUGCUGGAGUUCUACGUUCCACCCAAGUCCUCGAAGCCCAAAGUGAGCAUCCCUCUGUCAGCCAUCGUGGAGGUGCGGACCACCAUGCCGCUGGAGAUGCCUGACAAGGACAACACUUUUGUUCUUAAGGUGGAAAACGGGGGAGAGUACAUCCUGGAAACCAUUGACUCGCUGCAGAAAAACUCCUGGGUUGCUGACAUCCAGGACUGCAUAGACCCCGGGGACAGCGGCGAUGACAUCGAGCUGGCGUCAUGUCCUCAUGGUCAGGCCUCCAAAGACUGCUCCAUGGUAGCCUCUUGCAGCUGUGAGCUUCUGUCUGAGGGUGUGUAUCGUGCCCCAGAGAGGCCGUGUCCUACAACAGCAGAGCAUUACAGCGCCCCGUCAGUCCGUUGCAGGGAACCCCCCUUCACCCAGCACCCAUCCCACAUGCCUUUAGAGCGCUUCCUCCAGUCCCCAGAGGCCCAGGGCUCCAACUCUUCUGCAGGUGGCAGUGAAGGAGCGAAAGAGUCAGAUGGCGAUGCCAGCCUGACGGGUUACCCAUGGUUCCAUGGUACCCUGUCCCGCGUGCGUGCGGCUCAGUUGGUGCUUGCAGGCGGGGCCAGGAGCCACGGGCUCUUUGUGAUUCGUCAGAGCGAGACACGGCCGGGCGAGUACGUCCUCACCUUCAACUUUCAGGGCAAAGCCAAGCAUUUGCGUUUGUCAGUGAAUGAGAACGGGCAGUGUCACGUCCACCACUUGUGGUUCCACACCGUGUCGGACAUGUUGAGACAUUUCCACGCCCACCCCAUUCCCCUCGAAUCAGGAGGCUCUGCUGACAUCACGUUACGCUCCUAUGUACAAGUGCAGCGAAGCUCCACCACAGAUGUGACUUCCGGUCUCCGGUCUCCGGUCCUCACCCCACCCAGGGAUGCAGGCUGCCGGACAGAUUCAGCCCAGCCAGCUCUCCACCCUCCUGGUAUCACCGCGCCUGCAGGGCCCCCUCCUGAUACCCCGCUCUCCUCAAGCACUUCCUCCUCACCCACCGCCCUUCCCUCCCUCUCCCGCAGUGACCCAGGUACUGGAGGAGGAGUAGGAGGAGGGUUGCAGAGCCGGAGCAACAGCUCUGAACGCCUGCUGGAGGCCUCUAGUGGUGCAUCCGACGACUACCACGACGCUGACGGGACUCGCAGGGCCCGGGCAGUGGAGAACCAGUACUCUUUCUACUGAACGGCCCAGGGCAUGGUUCAGUCAUGUAUUGGAGGUGACAUGGGAUGCUCUGCUGAUGUUGAAAACGGUCCAAAUCACUGGAUCGCCCAUCAUUUUGUUUGUUUGUUUUUGUUUCAAGGCAAUUUCCUGUUUCUGUGAAAGAAAGGUGAAGAAAGGUCAGAUCAUGGCGAGCAGCGCGUCCACGCUGACAAAUCCCUCAGGCUCUGCGGCUUCGUUUGAAACUCAGUUGUCAAGAAUGCCAGUGAACAGAAAAAAAGAAGGCCACAGGAAGUAAUCGAGAUGUUGAGAUUGAGCAGCGAAGAUGAGCGUGGGCGGAGAAAGCAAGAGGAAGUCACCCGGUGGAGUCAUAUAGCUCUGAUUCAUCUCUUCUGACCAUUUCCUGUUCACCCUUAGCCACAGUUCCCUGGGAGCAGAGCCCGUGUCACCACCCCACUGAAGGAUUGAGAGUUUGAAAUGACCCUGAAGAAACAGUCCCUCCCCUCCGAGCUUCUCCGAGCUCCCGAGAGCAUCUCUAUUAAUGUUUAUAAAGCUGCUUUGAGUCUGUCCCGGAUAUCCUCAGUGUCCCUGCAGGGUUUCCCUACAAAGUCCUGCUCUGGGUCUCUGCUCGACUCUUAACAUCAGCAAUCAUGGGUGUGUUAGUGUUAGCUCUGAGAUGUUUUUCUUAAACAUGUACAGCCUAAAGGGUCUUAGUGCCUGACAAUUACCUUGGACUUGAACGGACUGUCAGUGAUAGAUAGUGACAAGGAAGAUGGUGUCGACAUCUUGCAUAAUCACAAAAGCCCAAAAACGUUACGCAGGUGAUUAUUUCACUGUCAGUUUCUGCUUAAAACACACUGAACGUGCAUAUCGCAGCAUAUUAAAAUGGUUUUCUUCUCACAGUUUUUUCAAUGGCUGCAACACACACACACACACACAUGCACGCACACACACACAGCCAUAUGCUGUGUUACAGAUCAGUUGAAAUGGAAGAUGAACACAUGUUCAGUCUGUAUGAAUAUGGCAGGGUGGCUCCCAUUUUGCUGUCAUACCGGGUUAUUUCUAUGAGGAUGGUGGUGUAUUAGAGUCCAAAUAUUUUUCAAUGAUUGGUGUGCUACAGUAGUGUUUCUAAAACAUGGUUUCAAGGUCCCUCCGUCUGGUGCUGGUUCUGUAUUCAAGCUUAUCAUAUCAAUAACCUGUAGAUUAGAUAUGUUGUUAAUAUAGGAGUUCACUUUGAAGUAAUGCUUUAAAGAUAUUAUUAUACCAAAUCCAGCAUUUAGGCUAUAGGAGGGACUGGGGACUUGUUUUUCUAGAAAGGUAGCAGUGUUGCAUACUGUUUGUGCGGCCUGGUGUGGACUGACAGUAAGGUGAAGGGCACUAAAUGGCCAUGCUUGAAUGGGAAGAUGGGACAUUGCUGCUUUAAUUUAUGCUGAGAGAGAGAGAGAGAGAGAGAGAGAGAGAGAGAGCUUUUUAAGUUAAAAAGAAAACCUAAAUUUCACACUACAAAAUAUUUGUUACUGUGAGUAUUGACAUUCAUUAUAACACAAAAUAUCACUUAAAAUAUACUCUUAAAGGGAAAGUUUGACAUAUUAGGAAAUACACUAUUUGCUUCCUUGCCAAGUUACAUGAAUUGAUACCACUCACAUGAAAGUGGUAUCAAUCCUCUCAUCAAUGUCACAAGUGUACUUCCCAAAAUGUCUGCUUCAACACACCUGAAAACAGAAAAACAAAAAGCAGGCACCUUUCAGCUACUGCAUUUCAAACAUAUGCAGCACUUUUGUUCAGUUGGAAUAAACAUAUCAAAAGUCAACGUCUGUCUUUUCAAGCACGGCCAUUUAUCUUCAAAGGUGAAAUUUCAGUCGAGGAGCGGGCGGAGCAGUUCAUGUGCCAAUUUGAAUCCUAUUUUUGAAACAUAUUUAUUCCUCAGCCGUUGUAAAUUACAUUUUUCCUAUCGAGUCUUAUUUAUGUACAAUUAAUUGAUUCUUCUCAACGAAACGCCCUCAGUGGAACCGGUCUGUUGAUAGAGCCUAUCUCACAUAUCACAGAUUGCUCAUGCCUCCCUUUUAUUUUCUUAACACUUCUUAAAGCUACAUUUUCUGUUGUCUGACUGAGUUUUGAAGAGUCUGUGCAAUUUUGUACAAAGUGAUGUACUUGACAUACUACUUUAUAUUUCUGUGAAUAAAAUGUGAACAAACUA
Perca flavescens (yellow perch) is the source of this 4479-nucleotide messenger RNA. RefSeq names its product SH2B adaptor protein 2 (gene sh2b2). Gene Ontology annotation, molecular function: transmembrane receptor protein tyrosine kinase adaptor activity. NCBI's taxonomy places the organism in Eukaryota, Metazoa, Chordata, Actinopteri, Perciformes, Percidae. Gene Ontology annotation, cellular component: plasma membrane. The coding region runs from base 255 to 2306 and encodes 683 amino acids. Gene Ontology annotation, biological process: intracellular signal transduction; antigen receptor-mediated signaling pathway. The transcript is spliced from 10 exons. The record is from RefSeq and is a predicted model, not a curated record.